This is a messenger RNA of Periophthalmus magnuspinnatus, 1303 nucleotides long. Its product is annotated as RNA-binding protein with serine-rich domain 1-like. Gene Ontology annotation, cellular component: cytoplasm; nucleoplasm; ASAP complex. Gene Ontology annotation, biological process: mRNA splicing, via spliceosome. The record is from RefSeq and is a predicted model, not a curated record. Lineage: Eukaryota; Metazoa; Chordata; Actinopteri; Gobiiformes; Gobiidae. The coding region runs from base 38 to 976 and encodes 312 amino acids. Gene Ontology annotation, molecular function: RNA binding. The transcript has 7 exons.
GGCAGUAAAGUAAAUAAAACAAAUUUGUUGGGGUUGUAUGUGGCGCUCGUGUGCAUACGCAACUUCCUGUGACAUCAUCACUGAGCGACGCUUUGGCCACAAGUGUUUGCUUAAAAAUCCUUCGAUCGAAAGAAAGAACGACAUGGCCCCAUCACCGACAAAGCGCAAAGAGGAAGAAAAAACAAAGGAGAGGGGUAAGGAAAAGAACAUCAAGGAUGAAGACAAAGAACGAGGACGAGACAAAGUGAGGAAGCGUCGCAGUGCUUCUACAGGAAGCAGCAGCAGCAGGUCCAGCUCAUCUUCAAGCAGCAGUUCUGGUUCCAGCUCAGGCUCCUCCAGUGGGUCCAGUUCAUCUGGUUCCAGUCGCUCAGGUUCGUCAAGCUCUCGCUCCUCUUCCUCCUCAAGCUCAUCUGGAUCUCCUAGUCCAAGCCGUAGACGCCACGAUAACCGACGCAGGUCACGUUCAACCUCAAAAACACAGAAAAAAACAGAUGAGAAGGAAAGGCGAAAAAGAAGCCCAACUCCAAAACCAACCAAGGUUCAUAUAGGUCGACUGACCAGAAAUGUCACAAAGGAACACAUACUAGAGAUCUUUUCAACUUACGGGAAAAUCAAAAUGGUGGAUUUGCUGACGGACAGAAGUCAUCCUCACCUUAGCAAGGGCUCUGCUUAUGUUGAGUUUGAAACCUCAGAAGAGGCACAGAAAGCACUCAAACACAUGGAUGGAGGCCAAAUUGAUGGACAAGAAAUAACUGCUGCAGCAGUACUGCCUCAGCGCUUCCGACCUCCACCUCGGAGACUUUCUCCACCGCGAAGAAUGCCCCCACCCCCCCCCAUGUGGCGCCGCAGCCCACCACGCAUGAGGAGAAGAUCCCGCUCUCCGAGGAGACGCUCACCAAUUCGACGCCGCUCACGCUCUAGGUCUGCAGGGCGCAGGCGCCAUCGCUCUCGCUCCAGCUCAAACUCCUCCAGAUAAACAUUUGUCUUAGAAGCUCAGCUGAGAUAUGCUCGCUUCGGACCACUGAGUGUUUGAAAAAGAUCCAACACCACUGGUCCCCUGAAGACAGUGAAUGUUUUCUUUUCAAUUUUGAGUCUUCAAAGAUUACUUUACUGUGUAAUUUGUCAUUGUUAGUUUUGAGAUAAUUGGUCUUUUACUAUAACACAAUUUGGGAAAAUACUAGUUGCUACUAUAUUACAAAAUAUUUUUUCUGAUACAAGUUUUACCACCCUUCAAAUGAUUAUACGUUUGUUUUAUUAAUGUAUGAUUUCUUUAAUACUUUUCAAAAUAAAUUUUUAAAAAGUG